Molecule: messenger RNA, 1707 nt
Organism: Gastrolobium bilobum
Lineage: Eukaryota; Viridiplantae; Streptophyta; Magnoliopsida; Fabales; Fabaceae
Exons: 10
Coding region: 177-1490 (437 amino acids)
Source: RefSeq, a predicted model, not a curated record
GGGUCUCCGGUCGGGUCUAUUCAACGGGCGAUCGAUUUAAGAAUUAGAAGAGUGGAUCAACAUUUCAUUUCACCCACCACACCACCACACCACCAAUCCCCCACACACGCACUCGUUCAAAUUCUUACAGUAGUUGGAAGCGACGAUAAAGCAAAGUAAAAAAAAAAAACAUUGGUAUGGCUAUCUCGUUGUGUACCCCUACCUCCUACAAUCUCAAACUCAAAUUGGACGGCAGAGUCUCCCAUAAACUAAACGCAAACUCCUUUGCUCAUUAUAAGCGUCGUUUUGGCUCGAGCUCAACCAGAAUCUGUUGCAACUCUAAUAAUUACGGCGACAACGACAAACGACGACCUCAAUCUGAUGCCAUUCAAGUUUACACCCAAAUUGAGAGAUUGCUUACAGAUUCUGUUAAACAAUCACAGGAUGCCUGGUGGGGUUCCAGCGACUGGAGUGAAGUUGAGGGAGCAUGGAUUCUCAAACCCAAAAGCUCCAAACCCAAUUUUGUUGUUCAUUUUAUCGGAGGUAUAUUUGUUGGUGCUGCCCCUCAGCUUACCUACCGUUGGUUUCUGGAGCGUCUCUCAGAAAAGGGUGUAUUGAUCAUUGCAACGCCAUAUGCUAGUGGGUUUGAUCACUUCCUCAUUGCAGAUGAAGCACAGUUCAAAUUUGAUAGGUGCUACCGCUUGCUGCAAGAAACAGUAGGUUUCAACAUCCAAGACCUUCCUAUUUUUGGUGUUGGCCAUUCUCUGGGAUCAGUUGUCCACCUUCUGAUUGGAUCAAGAUAUGCAGUACAAAGAUCUGGAAAUAUUCUCAUGGCAUUCAAUAACAAGGAAGCAAGUUCAGCUGUCCCGUUGUUCUCUCCAGUUAUUGUCCCAAUGGCUCAAAGCAUUGGUCCACUUCUAUCAGAUAUUUUUUCUUCACCAACUCUACGUGCAGGGGCAGAGAUGACUUUGAAACAAUUAGAAAACGUUAGCCCUCCCAUUAUGAAACAGGUUCUUCCUUUGGUUGAGCAGCUCCCUCCCUUGUACAUGGAUUUGGUCAAGGGAAGAGAAGAUUUUACUCCAAAGCCUGAGGAGACACGUCGACUUAUAAAAUCAUACUAUGGCAUAUCCAGAAAUCUUCUAAUAAAAUUCAAGGAUGAUUUAAUAGAUGAGACUUCAACUCUAGCACAGGUGCUCAGUUCAGAAUCAGCAAUUAGCUCAGUGCUAGACAUGUCAAUACGCAAAUUGCCUGGAGAUCACGGUCUUCCAUUGCAGCAGGCCCUACCGGAUGUUCCACCAUCAAUGGCCGAUGCAGUUAAUCGUGGAAGUGAGCUUUUGUCAAAUCUUACCAUAGGAACACCAUGGGAGAUAGUUGCCAAAGAAGUGGGGAACACGCUUGGCAUGGAUUCAAAAGUCCUUCGUGCUGAAGUCUCAAAGGACAUGGAUCUGCUUUUGGAUGUGAUCUCAUCCUGGAUAGCCUCCAACUCAGGGCCUAAACUUUUGAGGCCGUAAGGUCACAAUUUGAGCAACUUUUGCAAAUAGAAAGAGAUGCUUUGUAGAAAUAUAUAGAAAAAACAAAGUUGGCAUUAAUACUUCUUUCAUCCUAUCUUGUAGAAUGCCGGUCAUGUUAAUGCAUACAAGUAAAGCAAAUAGAACUUUGCCAAUCACCCGAUGUAAAAAUAUGAUCUGCAUUGAGACAGAAAUAGUUGUGAUAUAAAAAUUAUUGGUU